AUGGAGGGGGACCUGGGGGCCCCCAAUGCCAGCAUGCUGGGGGAGCACUCCCUGCUCGUGGGCAGCAGCUGGGUGGCCGCUUUCCUCUGCUUCAUCAUCCUGCUGACCACAGCGGGCAACUUCCUCCUCAUCCUCCUCAUCGUCACCCAGCGCUCCCUCCGCAACACCUCCAACUACUUCCUGGUGUCCCUCUUCAUGUCGGACCUGAUGGUGGGGCUGGUGGUGAUGCCGCCGGCCAUGCUCAACCAGCUCUAUGGCCGCUGGGUGCUGCGGGGGGACUUCUGCUCCCUCUGGGCCUCCUUCGACGUCAUGUGCUGCAGCGCCUCCAUCCUCAACCUGUGCGUCAUCAGCCUGGACCGGUACCUGCUCAUCACGUCCCCACUCAGGUACAAGCUGCGCAUGACGUCCUGCAGGGCGCUGGCGCUUGUCCUGGCCGCCUGGACCUUGGCCGCGCUGGCCUCCUUCCUGCCCAUCAAGAUGGGGUGGCACAAGCUGGAGUUCGAGGCGCGGCCCCUGAACGUCACCGGUCAGGGGGACGAGGAGCAGUGCCGGCUGCUGGUCAGUCUGCCCUAUGCCCUGGUGGCCUCCUGCCUCACCUUCUUCCUGCCCUCUGCCGCCAUCUCCUUCACCUACUGCCGCAUCCUGCUGGCGGCGCGCAAGCAGGCCGUGCAGGUGGCCUCCCUGGCCUCCAACGUGGCCACCGCCGGCGAGGCCACGCCACAGGAUCUGGAGCAGCAAAUGCCACUUUUCUUGAGAAGAGGCCAGUCCUGGCACCAGGGAGAGCUGCCCACCACUCCCUGUGUCUGGCUGCAGGUCCCACAUGCCCCAAGCCAGGCCCUGGCUGGCAGCGAGAGCAGGAGGUUCACCAACAAGCACAGCAAGAAGGCUCUGAAGGCCAGCCUGACCCUGGGCAUCCUCCUGGGCAUGUUCUUCGUGGCCUGGCUGCCCUUCUUCGUCACCAACGUAGCUCAGGCAGUUUGUGUCUGUGUCCCGGCCGGAUUCUUCGAUGUGCUCACCUGGCUGGGCUACUGCAACAGCACCAUGAACCCUAUCAUCUACCCACUCUUCAUGAGGGACUUCAAGAGGGCCAUGGGCAAAUUCCUGCCCUGCUGCCGGCGCUUGGCAGAGCCCCGGCCCAGCGCCAUCUCCCUGUCCAUGAGGAAUUCCAAAAGCGGGCCCCGCGCUGCCACCUCCCUCAAGAACGUGCUCACCCUGCAGGCUGAGACCGACUCCAUGGACUCUGGGGCACCGGGGAGUGAGCCCCGGCUGCUCCCGGCGCCGCGGGGCCCCGGCGCCCGCUCCGUCAGCCUCUGGGACACAGAGCCCCCGGACACAGAGCUGCAGCUGGGCACCCCCGUGGCCUGA
Molecule: messenger RNA, 1365 nt
Organism: Haemorhous mexicanus (house finch)
Lineage: Eukaryota; Metazoa; Chordata; Aves; Passeriformes; Fringillidae
Gene: HTR6
Product: 5-hydroxytryptamine receptor 6
Exons: 3
Coding region: 1-1365 (454 amino acids)
Biological process (GO): G protein-coupled receptor signaling pathway, coupled to cyclic nucleotide second messenger; chemical synaptic transmission
Cellular component (GO): dendrite; membrane
Molecular function (GO): neurotransmitter receptor activity; G protein-coupled serotonin receptor activity
Source: RefSeq, a predicted model, not a curated record